AUGUAUCAGACUUUGAAGAAGCUUAGUGCAAUCUCCCAUCGCGGCGAAAUGGAUGAGGGACUUCUUAUACGGGCCUCUGGGAUUACAUAUGCCCCUAAAUUACAUCUCGUUCUGUGUUUCAUUAAGGCGCUCGAAUUCCUUAUCAAUGAUGUUUAUGGUAGUUCGGGAAGCCAUGUGAACUUGAUUAUGCUGUAUAGAGUUGACACUGACGGCAAUAUUGAUAUCCUAGACGGCACCCAACCUGAGAUCGAACCAUGA
Messenger RNA from Penicillium waksmanii, 258 nucleotides. RefSeq lists its product as uncharacterized. The transcript has 2 exons. The record is from RefSeq and is a predicted model, not a curated record. Bases 1 to 258 code for a protein of 85 amino acids. NCBI's taxonomy places the organism in Eukaryota, Fungi, Ascomycota, Eurotiomycetes, Eurotiales, Aspergillaceae.